AGAAGUACGAACUCAUCCUAUCGUUGUGCGGUAUGCAGGCACAGACUUUAAUGCUGCACCAAAAGGAAAAUUUGUCAUGAACAUGAUGUCACCAAAGCCCCGCAUCAACUCUUAAGCUCCUCACUUUUGUGUUGCGCGACGGGUAGACAGAUAUUAUGAACAGCUUCGGAUAUCCUUUCCUGUGAGCUGUUGCCUCCCUUCCAUUUCACCUCUACCUCAAGUCCCGAUAUCAAGAAAAUCGCAUCAAUCAUAAUGUCUACCGGGGUUGGAAUGUCAUCAUGCUGCCUCACUGGCAAGGUCCAGGAGGGCACACCCAAGGGCCACGUCGAGACCAUUGCUGGCCUUCAGACCUACGUCGCUGAGCCCAAGGAUGGCUCAAAGUGGAAGACUGUCAUCUUCCUCGUCGACAUCUUCGGAUGGGAGUUCAAGAACACCCGCCUCCUCGCCGACCAGUACGCCGAGAAGGGCUUCACUGCCUACAUUCCCGACGUACACGAGGGUGACUCGCUGGACAUUGAGUUCCUCCAGACUGUCGAGCCCCAGAAGACCGAGCGUGACGCUCGCAGUCUGACCGAGAAGGCCACUGCCACAGCAAAGACUGGUGCAACCCUCGGCCCAUGGCUGCUCAAGCACCGCGAAAGUGUCGCUCGUCCUCUGAUUGAGAGCUUCAUCAAGCAAGUCCGUAUGAUUCCCGGAACCAACAAGGUCGGCGUGGUUGGCUUCUGCUGGGGUGGCAGAUACGCCGUUCUGGCUGGAGACAAGGACUUCAGCGGUGCCGAGGGUAUGGGUGUCGAUGCCGUCUACACUUGUCACCCUUCGCUCGUUGCCAUCCCUGGCGACUUUGAGGGCCUCGCCGUUCCCGCAUCAUUCGCACUCGGCGACUCUGACAGCUUGCUCGGAAACAAGGAAGUUGACCAGAUCAAGGAACUCAUGGCAAAGAAGAAGAGCGAGGGCAUUGACACCGAGGUGCGUGUCUACGAGGACCAGGUCCAUGGAUUCGCACUUCGCGGUGACUGGAACUCGGAAAAGGACAAGAAGGCCAUGGAUGAAUCGUGCAAGCAGGGCAUUGACUUCUUCAACAAGCACCUGGCUUGAACAAACUGUGUGGGGUAUCUUAAUAAUCUAGACGAAUGAAACAAUGAUCAUGCUCUCAUGCAGAAGCUGCUGCUGCGGCGGCCUUUUGAUUCUGUUGGUCGUGCUGUUCGAACUUUUGCUGGACUGCACUGGCAGAGGCGAGGAACUUUUCAAUCUCCUUGUCCAGUCCGGCGAGGUGAUCCUUCUUCUUGUUG
Molecule: messenger RNA, 1289 nt
Organism: Aureobasidium subglaciale EXF-2481
Lineage: Eukaryota; Fungi; Ascomycota; Dothideomycetes; Dothideales; Saccotheciaceae
Exons: 2
Coding region: 253-1095 (280 amino acids)
Molecular function (GO): hydrolase activity
Source: RefSeq, a predicted model, not a curated record